Prorocentrum cordatum is the source of this 2317-nucleotide messenger RNA. The record is from the annotation of a GenBank genome assembly. NCBI's taxonomy places the organism in Eukaryota, Dinophyceae, Prorocentrales, Prorocentraceae.
CGGUCGGGAGGGCGACAUCUGCCCGUUGGCUUCUCAUCGACAGGACUGAAGGUCUUCGUAUUUGGGCUUCUUGCAGACGUCUCUUCCUAUGUAUUUUCCCUCUGUGACGCCCCACUUGCUUUCUCCGUUGUAGCUUUGCGAAGCGCCCGUAGCCGAUUGCUCAAACCAUGCGUGCUCAUUUCAUUUUGUCCCUUGACGGAGUCUGUUGCCGUUCGGGCGGCCGAGGCCUCCAACAUUGCCACAAUGAUUCUGGCGACUGCUCCUGGUGGCAAGGGGGGGCGAGACUCGGCGCGCUGAGACUGUCGCCGCAGGCCCUCCCGGAUGCGAGUGGCCUGUGGUCAGACAUGAGUGCUCUUGCCAGCAUGCCAGUGUACCAACAUGCACGUGCGAGCGGUAGCAGGCUGCUGCCCCUCCAGGUCAGCUCUUGCUGCGGCCGGUCAGGCUGAUUCUGUCAAAGCUUGCGGGGUUAGGGUUGCACGCGGAAGUGCAAGCUGUACGUCCCAUGCCUCUUUCGGACCACGGACUACAAGCACGUUGCGCGCACCAGGCCACCGCGCAUGCUGCCCAGACAUGCACUUGGGUCUUCAGCGGGGCGGGGCUCAUCCAGUUCAGCGCCGUGGGGGAUGCUCGAAACGCAGGGGAGCAGAAGGAUCGAGCGUAUUCGACGGCCAGCACGCAGUGGCGAACGAAGCCGUGGCCAGAGGUUUGCGAGCAGGACCCUUGCGCAAACUCGGUGCUAAGAACAAGCCUGCAGAGUGGGAGAGAUCAUUAUGGUCGCUCGGAGAGCUGCAGCGAGCGCGCUCGUCAUUGAGCGUCGUGCGCUACACGACUGCGAUGAGUGCAUGCAAGAAUGCUGGCCAAUGGGGCCGAGCGCUGACAUUGCUCGUCGAGCUGCGGCGGUCACUCGUGGAGUUGGACGUCGUUAGCUACAAUGUUGCGAUCAGCGCGUGCGAAAAGGGUGGGCAGUGGAGGGGGGCGUUGUCGCUGCUAAGCGAGCUGCGCAGAGUGAAAGUGGCACCGAGUCUUAUCAGCUUCAACUCAACAGUCAGCGUUUGCGGGAAAGGCAGACAAUGGCAGCAUGCUCUGGCUUUGCUUCGUGUAACGCAGCAGGCAAGGUUGGUGCCUGACGUAAUUAGCUUCAGUUCGGCAAUGAGCGCAUGCGAGAAGGGGGGGCGGUGGAACCAUGCACUGUCAUUGCUGGAUGACUUACGUCGGUCGGAAUUGCAGCCAAACGUAAUUAGCUUUAAUGCUGCAUUGAGCGCGUGCGAGAAAGGUGGCCAGUGGGAGCGAGCACUUCUAUUGUUUGACCAGUUUCGAGGACGCGAUGUGAGACCCAGCGUCAUCAGCUUCAAUGCUGCAAUGAGCGCGUGCGAGAAGGGCGGGCAAUGGCAGCUCGCGCUUGUGCUACUCAGCAGGCUGGGCCGGGCACGACUAGAGCCAAGCACCAUCAGCUUCAACGUCGCCGUGAGCGCGUGCGAAAAGGGUGCGCAGUGGGCACGGGCACUGUCGUUGGUGGGCGAGCUGUGCGAAGCACGCUUGAGGUUGGAUGCCAUCAGCCUGAACGCCCUGGCGAGUGCGUGCGGACGGGGAGCACAGUGGGAGCGGGCUUUGUGCUCGUUGAGGGGCUUGUGGCGGUCAAGCUUAGAGCCGAAUGUCAUAGGCUUCAACGCUGCGAUGAGCGCGUGCGAGAAGGGCGGGCAGUGGGAGCGAGCUCUGGCGCUGCUCCGCGAGCUCUGGCGUUCAGGUCUGCGGCCAACUGCUGUCAGCUACAACGCCGCCCUGAGCGCCUGCGAGAAGGCGGGGCUGUGGGAGCGGGCGCUCUCGCUGAUCGGCGAGAUGCGCCGGGUGGAGGUGCCGCUGGACGUGGUCAGCUUCAAUGCCACGGCGAGCGCGUGCGAGAAGGGCGGGGAGUGGGAGCGGUCGCUGUCGCUGCUCGGCGAGCUGCGGAUGGCCGCGCUGGAGCCGAGCACGACCAGCUAUAACGCCGUCAUCAGUGCGUGCGAGAAGGGAUGGCAGUGGGAGCGGGCGUUGGCGUUGCUGGGUGGGCUGUGGGCGGCGGCACUGGAGCCAAGCAUUAUCAGCUACGAUGCUGCGAUGAGGGCGUGCAGGCGGGGCGAGCAGUGGGAGCGAGCGGUGCUUUUGAUCAGCGAGGUGCGCUGGGCGCGCCUGGAGAUGGACGACGUCUAUCACAAGGCAACGCGCUGGAGACACCAUCAUGGGAAGCAGAGGUGACGCGCGACAUGCAGCUGACCCCCUUGGUGCUGUCUUGUCCAGGGUCUCCCCUGUCACUCCUUGGCUGUUUGAGCCAGCUCUUCCA